GUAGUCGAGCUCAAACUGUUCGCUUUUAAAUCGAUGAUCCAAACGUGCGCUGCGGUGUUAACGCUCGACCUUCUUCGCGUCCGUAUAUGUUAGAUGCCGUUAUCACAGGCUGCUUUCAUUUCAGCAUGAAUACGUAUUGCUUUCGUUGUGGAAUAAUGGAAAUAAUGUCUGGGCGAUAGAUUGAAAAUCGAUUGCAACCCAUGAGAUAUUCGGACAUUAUUCGUGUGUUUGGAAACGAAAGGAUGCAUUAUGAUUCAUGGUCAUCAAAUACUAACUGGAACAGGACUGCGCAGUGGACGAACAUGAAGAGAUCAGACGGUGUGGAUUAGAUCAUUGGGAAUAUAGCGCUUUGAUUUCUCUCGUCUCGUCUAAAUGUUGGCCUCCAGAGGACCUCUGCCUUUGUGCCCUGAAAUGAAAUAAUGGCGACACCUUUGGCUGCAUCAGCACACCACGAUGAGAAGAAAAAUCCAGCUGUGUCGCCAGUUUGCGAGGCCAAGAAGGAUGGUUGUGAGCGCAGUGAGGCAUCAGCUCUGUCUCCGGCUGCUGAAGAGGAGCCCUUCUCAUGGCCAGGGCCUAAAACACUGCAUUUGCGGCGCACCUCGCACGGCUUCGGCUUCACACUGAGGCACUUUAUCGUUUACCCUCCGGAGUCUGCCGUACAGUCCUCCUUUAAGGAUGAAGACAAUAGCAGCAGAGGGAGACAGCGGAACAGACUGGAGCCGAUGGACACCAUCUUUGUCAAGCAGGUGAAGGAGGGAGGCCCCGCCCAUGGAGCUGGACUCUGCACAGGGGAUCGCAUCGUAAAAGUCAAUGGAGAAAGCAUCAUCGGAAAGACAUAUUCCCAAGUUAUCGCCCUUAUACAGAACAGUGACACAUCUCUGGAGCUCUGCGUGAUGCCAAAAGAUGAAGACAUUUUACAGCUGUUUUCCAGGGAUAUCACAGCACUGGCCUAUUCUCAAGAUGCAUACCUCAAAGCAAAUGAGGCAUAUAGUGGAAAUGCCCAGAAUAUCCCUGAGCCGCCCUCAAUAUGUUACCCACGGAUAGAGCCCAAUGCCAUGGUGAAGGUGCUGGAGCCUUCGCACUCUGCCGAGGUGUCAUGCAGAACCGGACAAGGGGAAAACCAAUGCUCCAAGCCUGACAAAGUCAUGGAUAUCCCUAUAUCCGCCCCUACCCCACCCCAAACCUCUCAAGUCCCCAAGACCCAAACUGUUGUGUGUGUAUUUAACGAGAGUGUGAGGACAAUGGUAGCAUCAACCGAAUCUACAGAUCGAACUUCACACAUGGCCAGGGCUGGUCCCAGCCACAGGAUGGAAGAGAACAGGUAUGCAGUUUCCACAGAACCAGGCUUUAACAGGUUCAGAACCCAUGCCACUUCAUCUCCAACUGGGGCAGCACAAUUACACAUACCCAACAUCACUGCAGAGUCUACUGGGUUCUCCAGCAGUACCCCUAGAACUACAGAGACUUGUGUGGACACCACCCCUACAGCUUCCCAAAGACAUACCCUGACCACAACAGCAGAAACGUUCCCAUCAGCCACCUCUCCCACCCCUUACACACCCUCUCCUCCACCAGCCACACCUUCCCCCUGCUCCCCCCACCAAAACAUAGACUGGAGAAACUACACCACCUACAAAGAGUACAUAGACAACAAACGGCUUUACAUGUAUGGCUGUCGGACCAUUCAAGAACGUCUGGACAGUCUGCGAGCCACAACCCCAUCCAGUACAGGAGAAUACAGCAAGCUGAAAAGCACUUCUACAACCGCUACACCCUCGCGGGGCUUUUCUGGAUCACAGUUGAGACAGAGGAGUGCCUCACAUGAUCGGAGUUAUCUUGGAUCUAGCGUGCUUCCACUGCGUAGUGCCUCACAGGAGAGACUUGGUGGUGCAGAACGAACUGCUCUAGCACGGAAUUGGCCUCGCAGUGCUUCCCAGGAUGCCCUCCCGUUGGCACCCACAGGUAUCCCAAAACCCAGAGCGUGUUCUUGUGACUACCUGGGCAGACAGAAUGAUGGUGCAGGGUCCAUAUUGGACAGGCAGGGAUGCUGCAGAACUGAGACAGAAGAGAGGAUACUUAUACAUAGAGGGGACGAGGCAAGAGCAAGUAGGCAGUCUUCUUUACGCAUGGUGCCCCAGCCUCACAGAACACAGGAGGUAUUCAGCCCUGACAUGCGUGGGGGCAGCUACCCAGGGUUGCCCUUAACACCUCUCUUCUGUAGAGGCACUGGUUCUUUACUCACCUCCAGAGCUGAAAGCCUGGGUAACACCGCUGCUCCUUCUUUAAAUAGGCCUUCACUGCUACCUGCUAAGAAUUAUGUCUCAGACUCUUACACUGUUGCUGGUUCUUAUGUAGCCUCUGCCCUGGCCUCAAUACAAGGCCACAUUAGUGGUAGCUCCAACACAGGCUCCAUCAAAGACCAAAGAACACCUCUCAUUGCCAACCACCUGCCCCACAAUGCAGAGCAGCCCAGGGGGCGGGCUGACAGCCUUCAAGAACCAGUCAGAGAGGUAGCUCAUGGAUGUCGCUCUUCAUCUUGCUCCGCUGUCUCUAAACCACAUAGAACAAAGCAGGGUGGAACCAAGCCUAUAUUGACCAGUAACGGUACAGUUCCUAAGCAGCCCCAGUUAACAGAACCACAGCCCCAAGCCAUAGAGAAGGAAGUGGAGGGUAUUGAGGGUCCAGACGCUACUGUAGUUGUGGUUCGGAGGGAGAAGUCUGGAUCUCAACCCAUCCGACACCCCUCAUACAUUCUGGCAGUGAACGACACAGAGCCAAUUGCCAAUUCCAACAAAUGCUGGCUGCCCAAUGACGCCUGGCGUGAAAUGCACAAGAGGAAACUAGGAGACCAGUGCAAAACCUCCAUCUCCAGCAACCUUAAUGACUCAUUGGACUCCAUCCCCUUUAUUGACGAGCCGUCAAGUUCCAGUAAUGAACAUGACGCAACACACAUUCCUGCGUCUGCCGUGAUUUCCAGCAUGCCCGUCAUUACCACCAUCCCGCCUAGUCCCACAUCCCCAACUCCUGUAAUACGCCGGCAGCUGUCCCACGACCAGGAUUCCUUACGACUCACGGUUCUGGAGUCAGAUUCUGGUGCUAAAACGGAGCGAUCUAAAUCCUUCGAUGAGGGUUUGGAUAACUACAGAGAAGAGGGUAGAGGCAGGUCCAUUAAACACACCCAUGGAUUCAAGGGCCUUAGAAAGGCUGUAGAUAAGUCCUCUGAAGACUCAGGCUCUGGCUCUAGAAAAGACUCUACUUCAGAUGUGUUCACUGAUGCCACAAAGGAGGGUCCACUUCAUUUCAAACAGCUCAAUAUAGACAAGGGCAAGCGUGUUGGCAGUGGCAUGCGACCAUGGAAGCAGAUCUAUGCUGUGCUUCGUGGCCACUGCCUCUACCUGUAUAAAGACAAGAAGGACAACUCUCAAACCGAAGAUGAGCCUCUGCCCAUUAGCAUCAAAGCCUGUUUGAUUGACAUCUCCUACAGCGACACAAAGAGGAAGAACGUGCUGCGACUGACCACCUCAGACUGCGAGUACCUAUUCCAGGCAGAAGACCGUGAGGAAAUGCUGUCCUGGAUCAGAGUCAUUCAGGAGAACAGCAACUUAGACGAAGAGAAUGCGACUGUUACAAGCACAGACCUCAUCAAUCGGAAAAUAAAGGAGUACAACACUCUGAUGAGUCCGACUAGCAGUAAGACAGAACCAUCUCCAAAGGCCUCACGUCAGUCUCUGAGCAUCAGACAGACUUUGAUGGGCAGUAAAGGGGAGAAUAAAGCCUCAAGUCCCCACUCACUAAAUAAAGACCAUGACAGGAAAGCCAUACAUAAAGAUGAAACAAGUCCACCCAAGGAUAAGGGCACAUGGAGGAAGGGCAUCCCUGGACUGAUGAGAAAACCAUUUGAAAAGAAACCAUCUCAAGGAGUCACGUUUGGAGUAAAACUUGACGACUGUCCACCAGCUCAGACCAACAGAUUUGUUCCUCUGAUAGUGGAAGUGUGCUGUAACCUGGUGGAAGAACGAGGACUGGAAUACACAGGCAUUUACAGAGUGCCAGGAAAUAACUCUGCCAUCUCCAUCAUGCAGGAAGAGCUCAAUAACAAGGGCAUGGGCGACAUUGAUAUUCAGGAUGAUAAAUGGAAGGACUUAAAUGUGAUCAGCAGUUUACUCAAAUCCUUCUUCAGGAAACUUCCCGAACCUCUCUUCACUAAUGAGAGGUAUGGAGACUUUAUUGACGCCAACAGAAUAGAGGAUCCUGUGGAAAGACUCAAAGUGCUCAAGAGACUUCUUCACGAGUUGCCUGAUCAUCAUUACGAAACACUGAAGUUCCUCUCUGCACAUCUCAAAACUGUAGCUGAAAACUCGGAAAAGAACAAGAUGGAGCCACGGAAUCUGGCCAUUGUGUUUGGACCAACAUUGGUGAGGACAUCUGAAGACAACAUGACUCACAUGGUGACACACAUGCCGGAUCAGUACAAGAUUGUGGAAACUCUCAUUCAGCAUUAUGACUGGUUCUUCACUGAGGAGGGCAACAAUGAGCCUACGACUACGGUUCAGGAAGAAAGUGUUGUGGAGUCUCAACCUGUGCCAAACAUCGACCACCUGCUGACCAACAUUGGCCGGACAGGCACCUCUCCUGGGGAAGUGUCAGAUUCACCAACCAGUGACUCUGCCAAAUCUAAGCAGGGCUCCUGGGGUUCGGGGAAGGACCAGUGCAGCCGCGACUUCCUGCAGCCGCGAGUCUCCUCCAUCUUUGCUGCAGCCAACCGCAAACGAAAGAAGCACAAGGAGAAGCUGCAACCCAGCAGUUCUGAUGAUGACCUUGAUGCAGUCUUCACCAAGAAAGAAAACCCAACUCAAAAGCAGAACCACCAGAGCCAGGAGGAAGUGGCAGGCAGGUCCAGCCCAUGUGAAAUAUCACCUGCUGUACAGAAGAAGAAUAGCAUAGGUGCCGAGUCUACCCCAAAGAUCAAGGAGCACAGGAACUCUUUCUUCAUGAAGACCUCACCCAAGCUCUCAUGUUCACCUGUUCUCAAUCGCCCUCCCAAAUCGUCCCUCUCUGAUCCUUCAUCACAGUUAGAUGAGACCACCUCAGACUUGGGUACCAUGAGCUCUGGAGCCUCGGUACCCAGAACUAGGCCUCGGAAAUGGGGCACAGCUUCAUCACCUGCCCCUGAACUGUUACCACCUCCUGGAGGGGCUUCAGUGACUGCAGAAGUGAGCUCCAUUACCUCAGACUACUCAACCACUUCUUCCACCACCUUCCUGAUGGGUGUGGAGUCCAUCACGUUGAGCCCAGAGGUGCAAUCUGUGACAGCAAGCCGAGGAGGAGACGAAGCAGAUGACGAGCGCAGUGAGCUCAUCAGUGAGGGGCGGCCGAUGGAAACAGACAGUGAGAGUGAUUUCCCUAUGUUCAGCCCUGCCAACGUUUCCCGAGACAUCCCAACCACAACGUCAACCACAGCGGAUAACGGCAGCACCACACCAAAACUGGACAGCCAUCACUUGCUACCCUCACAUAAACUAAUGGACUGUGACACUCUAUCUAGCAGGCGGUCCCUACGACCAAAGACAGACAGUGAUUCAUCUGUGGAGGCAGGAGCAGGCGGUAUGAAUCAAGGGAUUAGCAAGAACAAAUCGAACCGACUGUCUCGAGUUCUGGAGGUGAUGAAAAGAGGCCGCUCCACCAGCAGUCUCAGUGCCUCAUUCCGCACUGAAUCGGACCGUGUUGAGCCAGCAUGGCAUCUUAAACUCACAGAGAGACUCAAGUUCCGUCUGCGCUCCUCUGCCGAUGACAUGCUUGGGGUUGGCACGCAGAAGUCCCGCUCUACGGAAACCUGUGGUAAGAAAAAGGGCAUCCGACGGCGGCAUACUAUGGGUGGCCAGCGGGACUUUGCUGAACUUGAUGUCAUUCAUGACUGGCGGGAACAGGGCGGGGUGGACCAAGGUGCUGAACUGCCUGCUGUGGAGUGCCUCAGACCCAAGUGCAACUCUCAGGACUUAUCUAUCCGGGAAUGGAUUGCUCGUGAACACCGUCAGGCUGGGGGUUCCCAGGCCAGUUUGGAGCCAGAAAGUCAGGUUGGUCCAGAGGCAGCAGAAACAGGAGAGACUCAAGAAGGGAAUGUGGAGUGGCUGACUUCUUCUGCGUCUUCAUGUACUCAGUCCAGCUCUGAGCAAGUAAAUGGUGGUGCUUCAAAGGACAAAUCCAGAAAUAGCCCAAAUCCAGGGGCUGAUGCUCAUCCUCAGAAACUUUCAGGAGCCCAAGUGGUGCGCUCUCGAUUCUACCAAUAUCUUUGAAAGAAAAGAAGAAUUUGCAUGUGUGUUAUUGUGUGUCAUAAUGUAUGUCUAAGCGAAUGAAUGUACUUAGAGCUAAAGUUAAUCCUCCUUUACUUUGCGACCCCCCCCCCUCCCUUUUUCACAAAGUAUUUAUAAAUAUGAAUAUAUAUUAUAAAUAUAAAUUGUAUAUAUCUAUAUGUAUAGGCUAAUACGAAAAGUAAAUGGAGUAAUUUUAACAAUUUGUGUUAUUCCUUGCUUUUGGAUAAAUACUGGAGCACUUCUUUUGAAAAGCUUGUAAUGUGCAUAUGUGCAUGACGGUGAAGUGGCCUGUUAUUUAAAGGCUGUAAAAAUUCACAUUUACGACUGCCUCCGCUGCUGCAACAGCACAAUUCUUGGACAGAAAUGCAUUUGUGAAACUGUUACUGAAGUAUACUAAUAUCAAAAGAAAAGGCAUCUCUUCCAAGGUUACGAAGGUCAAAAAAACUCUCGCUAAUGUUUCUCAUAUGAAGAAUGUAAUAUGCUUGCUGUUAUAUUGACUAACACAAUUGCUUGUUGCAGUUUUCAUUAGUGAAAGAAGUGUAAAUAAUUUCUGUACUUGAAGACUUCUUUUUUUAUUAUUCUGAAGGUGAGCCCUGAUAGGGGCUGUUUUCUGUGCUGUGUGCUGUGGAAAUCUCUUUUACAGUGCAUCUUGACAGCCAGAUAUAAACAUGGAAGUAAAAAGAAUAUAAAUCUUUUUAUAUUUCUACAGGAUUGUGAAAGUAAGUGUUAAACUGAAAGCACCAGAGCCUGAACAUCUGUAGUGGUACCAGGCUUAAUGUCAUGGUAAACCCUUUGAAUGCAAAAUAAAAACUAACAGCAAAUAAGUCGUCAAAUCACAAAGAAUUCUGUUUCCUCACAAUAAAGUGCCUCUCAUCUGGUUCUGGUAACAGGAAAGGUGCCAUUUUGUUGAUUUUGUUGUUUGUUAAUAUGGAAUAUAUCUUGUGAAUGACUGAAUUUUAUCAUAAAAGUAAAAAAAAAAAAAGAAAGAAAGAAAUACUUUUUUUUUAUAUAUAUAUACAAAAUGAUGCAAAAGCAGACCUAGAGCUUCCACUGCUUCAUACGUCUAGUCUUAAGUCAUCUCGUGCUCUGUCACUGGAUAUGUCUUUACCCUGGUCUUUUAUUGAGGAAGUAAUUUAAAUGUGUGUAUUUUUUGUAUGGUGCCUUUGUCAAAACCCUGAGCUGACCAGUGCAGUAGCCAGCAUGAACAGUACUUCGGUGGGAGAGUAUACAUGACAUCAUACUUCUAUGUGCAGAUUCCAUCUAACCUAUGUAUGCUCAAGUGUGACUCCCAACUGCAAAGAAGAAAAACACUGGAAAUAAAUUAUGUUUUUUGUCA
Molecule: messenger RNA, 7647 nt
Organism: Myxocyprinus asiaticus (Chinese sucker)
Lineage: Eukaryota; Metazoa; Chordata; Actinopteri; Cypriniformes; Catostomidae
Product: rho GTPase-activating protein 21-like
Exons: 26
Coding region: 420-6293 (1957 amino acids)
Biological process (GO): signal transduction
Molecular function (GO): protein binding; phospholipid binding
Source: RefSeq, a predicted model, not a curated record